AUGUGUUGGAAAGGAAGUGUAAUUGUGAAGAACAUCUUUCGCGGGACACCGGAGCACGGAUAUGCUUGCUUGCCGGCUUUUUUCCACAUAGUGGAGUUAUUGAAUCCGAGGUCUUCUUACUCUAUCAUGGUAAACCGGAUGAAUGGAUCAUUCAUUUACUACUUCUUAGCAUUCGAAGCUUUCAUACAGGGAUAUGGCCACAUGAGAAAGGUAAUUGUCGUUAAUGGCACACAUUUUUAUGGCAAGUACGGGGGCAUUUUGUUGAGUGUCGUUGCACAAGACACUGAAAAUCAUAUCUUUCCGAUUGCCUUUUGUGUGAUCGAUAAAGAGAACAAUGCUUCUUGGACCUUCUUCUUCCAGAAGCUGAAGUCUAUCGUAGAAGAUGAACAAAAUCUAUGUGUCAUCUCUAACAGGCACAUUAGCAUCGCCAAUGCCUUCUCCCGUAUGUACAGUCGUGCACAUCACGAACUUUGCAUGAGGCACCUCACUGAAAAUCUUUGCAAAUUGAAGAGUAAUUUCCCCGAGGCAGCACAUGUUCUUGAAAUUGUGCUUGGUUUUGACAAAUGGAGUAGAGCACACUUUCCGGGCAAUAGGUAUGAUGUGAUGACUAUAAACAUUGCAGAGUCGCUCAACUCAAUUUUUAUGGAUGGAGGAGAGUACCCCGUGUCGUAUAUAUUCAAUUCAAUUGCUAGAAAAUUUGGUGAAAAAUUUAGGGAGCGGCAUGCCUUUGUCGAUGGUAAAGAGAACAUAUUUGUGCCUUAUACGGAAAGGAUCCUAAGGGAUAAAAGAGCGCGAGCGAUUUCUUCUUUGCAAGCAAAGUAUGGUGAUGGCGAAGGUUAUGGUAACUCCAUAUACAACUACUCUUCGCCAAUUUAUAAAACUAAAAGUUACCUCCUCGCAUACUCGGAAGCAAUUAACGUUGUCCCUCUGGAGGCCGAAUGGACUGUACCUCAGGAAUUGCUAGACACUAAAAUUUCUCUACCCCCUUACGAUCCUAAACUUGUAAGGAAGAAAUUCAAACGCACUAAGGGCAUUGGUGAGACACUCAAGUCCAAAAGGAGGAAUAGGUGUUCAAUAUGCAAGAAAUUCGAAUACAAAAGAACUACGUGUAGGAUGGCCAUCAAAUCAUAG
This is a messenger RNA of Capsicum annuum, 1131 nucleotides long. RefSeq lists its product as uncharacterized. The transcript has 3 exons. NCBI's taxonomy places the organism in Eukaryota, Viridiplantae, Streptophyta, Magnoliopsida, Solanales, Solanaceae. The coding region runs from base 1 to 1131 and encodes 376 amino acids. The record is from RefSeq and is a predicted model, not a curated record.